Coffea eugenioides is the source of this 1337-nucleotide messenger RNA. RefSeq lists its product as uncharacterized. Gene Ontology annotation, cellular component: membrane. The transcript is spliced from 4 exons. Bases 154 to 1221 code for a protein of 355 amino acids. Gene Ontology annotation, molecular function: metalloendopeptidase activity. The record is from RefSeq and is a predicted model, not a curated record. NCBI's taxonomy places the organism in Eukaryota, Viridiplantae, Streptophyta, Magnoliopsida, Gentianales, Rubiaceae. Gene Ontology annotation, biological process: CAAX-box protein processing.
UUCAAUUGAAUCGCAAAGUUUAGGCAUUGUUAGUCUGGCUCUAAUUCAGCAAGUGCAACGAGCAGCAGCGUCGAACGUCUGAUGCAUCGCAACCCAAACAGAGCCUUAAUACCUUAGCUUCCGGAUUCUAGGUUCUAACCAAACCGCUGGUCCAUGUCAGCCUCUCUCCUCGCGUACCAUCCUUCCUCCGUUAACAGAAUCCCCAAUUCAACACUUGUUAGGGCUAGGGUUAGGGUUGGGGUUGUCAAGGUCCGAAAACAGGUUUUCACUUUCAAUCCAAUCUCAUCAUUCGUUGAUUCUCUCGCCGGCAGGUCUCCUUCCAGCAAUAGGUGGAGAAUUUUUUGCCUUAGGCAUGAAGGCUCCCCUUCAGAGUUUUUCAAGCCUGAGGCUGGAGAGAAUAACUUCUCCCAGGAAGUUCCCGCUUUCGAUCAACCAAAUAACGUGAAUGGGAUUUCAGAUUUAAGGAAGGUUGGCAUCAUCAACCAAGCCAGAGAUGCGUUUUUUAGGGCAGAGCCUUGGGUAGUGCCAUGGACAGCUAAGACUGUUAUACAGGUUAUGCUCCUGUGGGUUUCUUCAUUCUGGUUGGUAGGAUCCUGGAUUGUUCCUUUCCUGGCAUAUGCUUUGGGUUUCAGAAAGGAGUCAUUGACGUACAGAGGGCAGGCCUUAUACAGCCUUUUGACAGAUGUUGCUGAAGGCCUUACUGGCAUUGCAAUCCUCCAUCGCUGCCUUGCAAGGUUCCACCCACUUUCACCCGACUGGUUCAGGUUUAGUUUCCGAGGAAAGUGGCAAAUUGAUGUUGGCUUGGGCUGUCUUAUGUUUCCCCUUGUUAAUCAGCUGUCACAGGUCAACUUAAAUUUAUUUCCGUUGCUUCCCUCUUCACCUGUCACAGUCUCAAAUGUUGAGCAAUCUAUUGUUGCAAGGGAUCCAAUAGCAAUGACCCUGUAUGCGAUAGUUGUUGCAGUUUGUGCCCCCAUAUGGGAGGAGGUUGUCUUCAGGGGAUUUCUGCUCCCUUCCUUAACUAAGUACAUGCCUGUAUGGUCCUCAAUUUUGGUGAGUUCAGUAGCUUUUGCCUUGGCACAUUUCAAUGUGCAGAGAAUGCUUCCACUUAUAUUCCUGGGAAUAGUAAUGGGUGUCGUUUUUGCACGAACAAGAAACUUGUUUGCAUCGAUCCUCUUGCAUAGCCUUUGGAAUGCCUUUGUAUUUCUAGAUCUUUUAAAGUAAAAUUUCGGUUUAUAUGUAUAUACCUACUUUCAAAAAUUCACGAUAUUCAAAAGUUGUCCAUGUCUUGUUCUUCUUUGGACGUAUCUAUGGCAGAUGAACUUUUCUUUGUUACUCAA